CGAGUCCUCUCGGUGCGCGGAGGCAUAACCCGGAAGUUGUUCUCGCGGUGGCUCUCUCGUGCUUCGUGGGGGGGGAUCAGAAGCCUGCGGUCUCGGUAGCCGGCGGUGCCGCUGAGAUGACCAAAGUCAAGAGGGAAGUGGAGGAGUCGGAGGCGGCGCCGGAGAGCUCCGGGGCUCCUGAGCGGACGUACGAGGAGAUGCUGUCGAACCUGAACCCCAUCGCGCAGCCCCUAGCGUCCCGCCGCCUGACUCGGAAGCUGUACAAGUGCAUCAAGAAAGCCGUGAAGCAGAAGCAGAUCCGGCGAGGCGUGAAGGAAGUUCAGAAAUUUCUUAACAAAGGAGAAAAGGGGAUUAUGGUUUUGGCUGGGGACACACUACCCAUCGAGGUAUACUGCCAUCUCCCCAUUAUGUGUGAGGAUCUGAGUAUGCCGUAUGCCUAUGUUCCCUCGAAAACGGAUCUGGGAGCAGCUGCUGGCUCUAAGCGCCCAACUUGUGUGAUCAUGAUUAAGCCACAUGAGGACUACCAGGCUACAUAUGAUGACUGUCUGGAGGAAGUAGAGUCUCUUCCAGUCCCCUUGUAAAGAAAAGUAGUGUCGUGUUCAUGAUUAUUUAGGAGACCUUUCUUGACUGCAAAAGACAGUGGUACAAGCAAACUGCUUCAUUAUGCCUGCAAGGAGCAGGUGACCCUCCAUCAUUUCCCCACCAGCAUUCCCAGAGAUUUUUUUUUUAUGAUAGCUCAAACAGUAAUUUCACAAAAGUUUGGCCAGUAGUAUCAUGGUUGUCAAGGCUGUUUACUACUAAGCAGUGAAAUAAAGUUUUGAAAAAAUAA
Messenger RNA from Phascolarctos cinereus (koala), 829 nucleotides. It is a transcript of the gene NHP2, whose product is annotated as NHP2 ribonucleoprotein. The record is from RefSeq and is a predicted model, not a curated record. Gene Ontology annotation, cellular component: nucleolus. Gene Ontology annotation, molecular function: RNA binding. NCBI's taxonomy places the organism in Eukaryota, Metazoa, Chordata, Mammalia, Diprotodontia, Phascolarctidae.